AAGACUCCAGUCUUUGAGCGAUGGCUGCGAGGACGUGUUCACUUGUCUCGAGAGAGCGCUAGUCUCCUGUGGCUGUUUCUGAGUCUAUCUUUCACGGUGACUCCUUCCACACAGAACAGCCUCGAGGAAACCAUUUCAAAGUUUGAGAAAUAAUAAAAAUCGCUCUUAUUUCCCCGAUCUUAGCUAGAGUCACAAGAGUGCAGCGCGCGAGGCUUACAGUGAGGGAGGCGUGUAUAGUGAUUGUUGUAAUAGUGUUGCGUGUGUGCGUGUAGUGCCAGUGAUCAGUGAUGAGUGAAGUCCAGGAAUAUGUGCGUCAGGGACCCAGGCUGGUGCUCCUCGCCAGGCACAAGGCGCUGCCUGACCUGUGCCCGGCAGCAGAAACAAACACUGCCCACACCGCUGCCGCCGCGCCAGUCGCCGCCGCGGCCACCACCGAGGGCCACAAGGAUGAGGCUGUGGGGCCGCCCGCGCCCUCGGUGGUGGUGCGGGGCGGGGCGGGGGCGUCGGCCUGUGGGGGGGCGCUCUCCCCCACGGUGGCGCCCGGAUCCGCCCCUGCCUUCCCAGCCGUGCCCACGCUGGUUGGAAACAAGUACCUGCUGACCCGCCCCUUCGACCACUCCGCCUGCCACGCCACCAACAUCCACACCGGCCAGAGCCUCUUGGUCAAGACAUUGGAGGGGCGGGCGGCGCACGUCCUGGUGGCGCAUCACGCCCUAAUAGGAAGCUGUGAAGGUGUGCGCUCCCCGAUUGAGAUGGUGGUGACGGCGUGCAGGCGGCGGGCGUGGGUGGUGUUCAACGCCCACCACGGGGACCUGCACUCUUACGUGCGAGUGCGGCGGCGGCUGCGGGAAGCAGAGGCGCAGCGUCUCUUUUCUAAGGUGGCCACCACCGUCGCCGCCUGUCACGACGCCGGGCUUGUUCUCAGGGACCUCAAGCUACGCAAAUUUGUCUUCACCGACCCAGACAGACAAGAGCUGGAGUUGGAGAGUUUGGAAGACAGCGUGCUGGUAGGGGAGGAGGACCUGCUGGAGGACAAACACGGCUGCCCCGCCUACGUCGCCCCUGAGAUUCUCACCUCCUCCUCUUACUCAGGCCGCGCGGCAGACAUGUGGGGGCUCGGCGUCAUGCUGUACACGAUGCUGGUCGGCAGAUAUCCAUUCCAUCACUCCGACACAUCAUCGCUCUUUGCCAAGAUUCGGUGCGGGGAGUUCAAGGUGCCAGAGUGGGUCAGCUCCCGUGCCCGUCACCUUAUCAGUGCCCUGCUGCGCCGUGACCCUGCCCGUCGCCUGGCAGUGCACGAUGUCCUGUCCCACCCCUGGCUCACCCGGCCCCCCCGCGACCACCCUCCCAGGGAUCCCACCGACCACACCGUCCCCACCAUGUGUGUCCCGACCCACUCCACCUACCCACACUCCCCUAAAGGCUCGUCCUCUGCCACCAGCCACACCCCGAGCCUCUUUGGGCUGUAGGUCCCCCAGCCCGGCCUGCUGCUGUAGUCUGGUGCCCACAGUGUUGCCAUACCCACCACUCACUUAACAUGCCCCUACAGUCUGAGGAAGCUAUGGCCAUAAACUUCUCAAUUACUUUCAGGAUAUUGUGUAGCACCAAAAGUUUACUGUACUGCAGUGUCCAGGGUUCCGUCGCAUCUCCUACCUUGAACAAAGUCCGAGAUUGGUGUAGCCCUAAGUUAUCGUUUAAGGUGUGCCACCGCCACAAACCUCGCCCGCCAGUAGGGCCCGCAAGCUCUGGGCUGCGUCAUGCCACCCAUCGUUCAGGGAGUUAUCUUGGGCUGCGCCACCACGUCCAGCCCAGAAAGUAGGAACAUUUAGUUACACACACAGAAGGUUGUGAUGCAGACCCGGGAUCAUGCAAGGUGUGGUGAGGGGGCCACAUGUCACCCUGACCUCUGGUGGAGCAACCAGACGGCAAGGUUACUAUGCCAUUGUAAUGUUAUGGAACACAAGAACAUAGGUGCUGGUGCUUUCAAAGCCUUCACUAAUUUUUAAAGAAUAUUAAGAAAGGAAAUCCAGUCCUAUAGGGUUUCAAAUUAUGUCCAUUACGUAUUUUGUAAAUGCUUUCCGUAUCAAAAGUGCAACUUGUUGUAAGAAUAUAAUCCAGUAAGUAUGAAACUCUUCUCAAUAAUGUUGCAGUAAGUAAAAAUUCACCCUCUGUGGUCUGAGAGCUGUCAUGAAGCGAUGAAGUUGCAAUAUUUUUCACUGAUUUCAGCGGAUCAGUUAAGCAGGGCUGAAAUUCCUAAGGCGUGCUCUGGUGUUAGCUAGAGCAAGAUUAUACAUGAAAAAUCUGUGAUAAUAGCAUCUUCAAGGCUGUUCUUAAAGGCUUCAUUAAAUAUUUGUCUGCUUGAGUGCCACAGGGCGCAGUCCGGCCUUUAGGAUGUUCCAUGGAGUUAGUGUGGAAAGCUGUUGUAGCCUGGAGAUGUAUCACCUUCAAAGGAUAUUCUUAGGAGUCCUUUAGCAUUAUGGUGUUGUAGGAUCAAUGGCAAGAAAUGUAAGAAGCUCUUUACCUCUUUCUUCUGUGUAAUUUAAAACUAUUUUCUAUCAAUUGCAAGUAAAGUACAAGAUUAAUAAGUAGGAUGUAAGUUGUGUUCUGUGUGCGGGUACUGUGUGGUAUAGCAAGAGGCGGCCGUCCUCCCAGGGAGGCGCCGGGAGGGAGCCGCCAGACUAGUGUUGGGUGCACCACCAUUUCAGCAGACCUCUGCAUUGUUUGUAAUGGCAUACAUACAAAUCUAAUGCAUUCAAUGCCUCACAUUUCCAAGCCUGUUGCCUGGCUAUUUACAUACUGGUGUUUUUAACUUUUAUUGUGAUUAAUAGACAAAGAAUAUAGCUGUAUUUUAUGGUUUGUUUUCCGUUUCUCUGCGCGGCAGAGAAUGUUUGCAUGGCGAGAUGAUUUACAAGCAAUCAAGUGCUUUUGUUUUUGUUGUUUUGUUUUCUGUUCUUUACUCUUUUUUUAUUAUUAUUAAUUUUUAUCUUAUUUUAGUCUGUUUAUUUAUUUUUUGUGUAGUGAAGGAUGAGCAGCUACUUCCUGUUUGUAUUGCUUGGCUGUGAAGUGGUGGUUGCCAGGCCCAACUUCAUUAUAGUGUUUUCAUAACUCUGAAUGAAUCUGAAGUAAAUGUGUCUACUGAGGAUAUUAUUAUGCAACUUGGUCAUGUUUGUUCUGAAAGAGGUGGGCAGUGUAGAUGAAGAGCACUAUCAUUUUCACAACACAAAUUAAAGUACAUAGUAUGUGUGGAAGAAUUAAACAUUUUUCCUGAAUUGCUUUCACUGUAUGAGGUUUGAAACUGAAGCUGCAUCUUCAAGCUACCUAAGGCAAAAUAGAUUGAAAGAGAAAUCUACCUGAUGAUCAUUUGCAGUCCUGUUUUAUAGGAAUGCCAGUUGUCCAAUCUUCCCCACCUCUUCCCUGGUGAGUGUGGGGCGGGGCGUCGCCAGCCCCGCCUGUGUAGCAGUGAGUGUUGAUGGCAUUGAUCUGUCGGGGGAUCGCACAUCACGAGUGUUGGGAAUUUCUUUCUCUCGGUGUCAUGCUGAGUAAUAGUUUCCUGUAAAUAUAUAAGGCUGGACUUGCUGUAUACUUGCAUUGUAAUUGCUACCUUUACUGAUUUUUGUAUUAAUUUUGUUCCCAAUGCUAGUCUGUAACACAGUUAGUAUGACAGUUGUUUUAGACUGAAUUACCUUCAUGAAUUUGUUGUAAGAUUCACGGUAAUGCGUUCUCCUGACUUCUUGUGAUUUGUACAUACAAUUUCAUUUUAGAUAUUUAUUUACGUUGAGCCUGGAGUCUUGUCCGAGGCUGGAGGUGUGCCGAGUGACACCGCAAGGCUGGCUGGCAAGAGUUAGUGCAUGCUUGAGUGCCACACAGGGGAGGACAGAUAGCAAAACCAAAUUGAAUGUUUCUAGAGUUGGCAAUGCUUUUUUUACUAGGUAUAUCUGGUUUAUAUGAGAUUUUUUUCUUUUCUUUUGUUUUUCAUUUUGAGUUAAAAGUGAGAGUGUAUUGUGUUAAGUUCAAUUUGGACCCACUUGAGUUAAUUACUAUAUGUCUUACAGUGCAUACUAUACUCAGCUAUAACUUGUGUUCGUAGUUCUCGUGAAUUCUGCCAUAUUUCUAUCGUGUGUGCAAUAUUAUGAUCCUUGGGGUGGAUAUUUAAUUUGCAGCCAUAUUUUCAGUCAUUUCAAGAGUAAAAUGAUGAUUAUAAGGUAGAACAAGUGCAAGGAGUUGGCAGCUGUACCCAUUGCAUUGUGACGGUACCACAGGGUCCAUCUCUCCAUAUCCUACUGUUUAGAACACCCAGUGAUUCCAGUGCUGCAGAUGGCACACGCAGAACACUGUUCCUAUAUAGACUUAGUGUAGGAUGACCUCAGAGUGUAUUUAAUCCCCUACUCCACAGAUGCCACUUCUGUAUACUGUUUAGCAAUGACCACUCGACUGCUGCCUCAAGAUAGCUAUUGUGUGUGUGUGUGUGCAUAUUAUGGACCAUUGGAGAGUGCACACUACAUACUUGUAUAGCCAAAUGAUUUAUUUAUUUAUUUUUUUUUUUUUUUAUUUAUUUAUUUUUUUUUUUUAGGGAAAGAUUGGCAUUUUCUAUUUUGGUUACUGAAAUUUUCCAAGGGCAGCAGCAUAUGUCCCUGAUGAAUGAAAGUGAUACAUAAUGUAGUACUAACAAGAGCAACAGAUAUUAUGAGAGCAACACUGAAUCUUGUUGUGAAUGCUAAAAUAUUGCUAUCAAUCUGUGUUCUUUGAGAUCAAAAUGCAGAAACUCAGGAUCUAGCCAAGUUAGGGUGAACCACACAAUAUUACAUCACUCACAGUUAACUUGAUUUGAAAAGGUCCAUUAUUUUGUCACAAGGUUUGAGUCAGGAAGAUAGUAUGGCAGACGGGUUAUAGCUGUCACUUAACUAAAGCAAGUGACCAAACAAAAAUAAAUGUUAUACAUACAUGUAAGUAAAUUUCAGGUACAUAUAUAAAAAAAACACUACAGAAGUGUAUUUUGUAGUUUGAAAAGUUAUUAGUAUGCCACUGUAUACAUAUCUGAUCUGACUGUAAAAGCCAUGUUGGACAUACCUUGCUAUGAUGCUCAUGUACAUGUAAAUAUAUUUUUUUGUACAUACGUACUGUACUGUGAAUAUUCCAUGUUCCAAUAAAAAUUACUUGUGAAA
This is a messenger RNA of Portunus trituberculatus (swimming crab), 5162 nucleotides long. Its product is annotated as tribbles homolog 2-like. The transcript has 5 exons. The coding region runs from base 288 to 1469 and encodes 393 amino acids. Gene Ontology annotation, biological process: positive regulation of proteasomal ubiquitin-dependent protein catabolic process; regulation of MAP kinase activity; protein phosphorylation. Gene Ontology annotation, cellular component: nucleus. The record is from RefSeq and is a predicted model, not a curated record. Gene Ontology annotation, molecular function: mitogen-activated protein kinase kinase binding; protein kinase activity; ATP binding. NCBI's taxonomy places the organism in Eukaryota, Metazoa, Arthropoda, Malacostraca, Decapoda, Portunidae.